AUCGGCGAGCAUAAGUGACGUGCUAGUAAUGUAACCAUAGUCUCGGCAUCGGAGAAUAUGCGCAUCCGAGUCGUUAUCAACUCGUGCCUACAAAAGGCGUACAGGUAUAUAUGAGGAGCCGGGUAUGCUUCUCGGCAACGAAUGCUUCAUUGCUUCUAUCGCCUUUUUCAUCCAUCCUCCUCUCUUCGAACACGCCAGUGAUGAAGUUGGAUGCGCGCGAUGACUCUGGAUUGACUGCAGACCAACAGAUCCUUCUUGCGGGCUUUGGAAAUACCAUUAUUCAUGACUGUGCUGUGAUUAUCGUGGAGAGCAUGGUGUACGCGGUGUACAUUAUCACCUUCUUUUCCUUACUACGCAUACUGAGACGAAAAGGAUUUCGUUCGAAAGCCAAGGCUGCACUACUUCUCGCUUCUCUCCUCAUGUUCCUGUUCUCGAGCGCUUUAUGGGCAUUGGAUGUGGCAGCCCUCACAUUGAGAACACGAGCGGUUCUUGUCGUCAAUUUGGACACGCCUCUGGAAGAUAGACUGGACAACGGGAGCAAUAUAAUCUUCACCUUCAACUGGAUUCAGGAUAUCCUAUACUCUUUCGAGUUCGUCCUCGGUGACUGCAUUGUCGUCUGGAGAGCAUGUGCUUUGGCUCGUGGUAAUCGACCGUUGUUGAUCGUGUUAUCCCUCCUUCUCCUGGGCUCUGCUGUCGCCAGCUUGACGUUCUUCGGGUGCAUCAUCCACUACGACUUUCCUUUUGAGUCAGUGGCUCUUUGCACGAACGCCGAGGUAGCAGCGCUAUCUUUAUCUAUAGCGACGAAUAUCGGAGCGACAGGAUCGAUUGGCUAUAUAGCAUGGCAUCAUUCGCUGCUGGUGAGGGCUGCUCACGGCGAUUCUAAGUAUUGCAGAAGUCGCCUCGAGAAGAUUUUAUGGUCGCUGGUUGAGUCCGGGAUGAUCUAUGUCGUUCUAUGGGUUUCUCAAAUCUUUUACUUCCUCCCCAUCGAAUUCCCAUCCGGAAGUCCCGCAUCGUUCAUCCAAAUCUUCCUGAGCAGUAUUGGACAACAGAUUGCCGGCCUGUAUCCAACACUCAUUAUCCUCAUCGUACAUCUCGGCCUUUCGCAACUGGACUCUGUUCCAGCCACUCAAAAUAAUACGAUGGUGCAUACUACACUACAAUUCGCGACACGACACGGCAGCCAUCAGAUCUCUCAGUCCCAUGGAGGAACUUCAACGAGAUAUAGCUCUGGAAUGGAUGGGCAGGAGCUUGAGCUGGGACCCGUAGGGGUGGACACCCAAACGAGUGGCGUUCCGAGUCAUGGAAAGAGUAUUGGCAUUGUUAGAGUUAAUGCAGGUGAUUAACGUUGUUAUGACUUGAAUGUGUUCUUGUAAGAAUGAUUAAUACCCUACGGACGCUGUAAUGUACUGCAUCUGCGUCAAGUA
Stereum hirsutum FP-91666 SS1 is the source of this 1424-nucleotide messenger RNA. RefSeq lists its product as uncharacterized. The transcript is spliced from 8 exons. The record is from RefSeq and is a predicted model, not a curated record. NCBI's taxonomy places the organism in Eukaryota, Fungi, Basidiomycota, Agaricomycetes, Russulales, Stereaceae. The coding region runs from base 201 to 1343 and encodes 380 amino acids.